CGCACCACUUAGAUCACGAGCGAGCUUGGGCACAAGUGUAUUCUGUUUUGUUUACAAACAAAACACAGUAAACUUCCAAGAUGGCUGAAGAGUGGUUUUAGCAAGUUUGCCCACCUUAGGAUAUACUUCUACGCGCCUUGGAUAUACUUUAUCUACUACUCCACCUCAAUAUGAUUUAUUGUUUGUAUUGGAUAUUUUGUAGCGGGCUGUGAAUUUUCACCUUUCCUCAUUAUACUUGUGUCUUUGCGGAAGCUCAUUUUGUUGUAUGGUUUGUUUUAGAAACAAAAAGCAUAGUUUCAGAGAAAUGCACAUAAAACAGGUUAUCAUUCAAGGAUUUAAAAGCUAUCGCGAACAAACUGUUGUAGAACCAUUCGACAAGCGUCAUAAUGUUGUAGUUGGCAGAAAUGGAUCUGGGAAAAGCAAUUUUUUCUAUGCGAUUCAAUUUGUGCUCAGUGAUGAGUUUACCCAUUUGCGACCGGAACAGCGGCAAGCUUUAUUGCACGAAGGAACGGGUGCUCGGGCAAUGUCGGCAUACGUUGAAAUAAUUUUUGAUAACUCGGACAAUCGUGUACCGAUUGAUAAAGUUGAGAUAUUUCUGCGUCGUGUAAUUGGUGCCAAAAAAGAUCAAUAUUUUCUCAAUAAAAAAGUUGUUCCAAGAUCAGAAGUUGUAAAUUUACUAGAAUCUGCAGGAUUUUCAAAUUCAAAUCCGUAUUAUAUUGUCAAACAAGGUAAAAUCAAUCAAAUGGCUACUGCACCAGAUUCUCACCGAUUAAAACUGUUGCGUGAGGUGGCUGGGACAAGAGUUUACGACGAGCGAAAAGAAGAAUCGAUGAAUAUACUCAAAGAAACUGAUGGAAAGGUGGAAAAAAUAACCGAAUUUUUGAAAACCAUUGAAGAUAGAUUAAAAACACUGGAGGAAGAGAAGGAAGAAUUGAAGGAGUAUCAAAAAUGGGAUAAAGCUCGUCGCACGUUGGAAUACAUCAUACACGAAACUGAGCUCAAAGAAAAUAAAAAAGUUCUCGAUGAACUCGAGCUGCAAAGAAAAAGUUCUGGGAAUAAGCAAAAAACAUUAACCCAGGAAAUUCAGAAAGCACAGGAAAAAAUAAAAAAUAUUCAAAAGUCUCUAAAAGAUGCGAAAAAAGAGGUCUCAACAACAAAAGAUGACAAAUCUGUAUUAACGACAGAACAUCAACAACUUCUUCGAGAAAAAACCAAACUAGAUUUAACCAUUUCUGAUCUUUCGGAUGAAGUACAAGGAGACAACAAAUCUAAGGAGAGGGCUGAGCAAGAACUGGAACGUUUAAAGAUUACAAUAACGGAAAAAGAAAAAGAACUAGAAACCGUUCGUCCCAGAUAUGAAGCGAUGCGAAGGAAAGAAGAAGAAUGCUCCCGUGAGCUGAAUUUAAAGGAGCAAAAACGUAAGGAAUUAUAUGCCAAACAAGGAAGAGGAUCUCAGUUUUCAUCAAAGGAAGAACGCGAUAAAUGGAUCCAGGGAGAAUUGAGAUCUUUGAACAAGCAAAUUAAGGAUAAAAUUGCCCAUCAAUCUAAACUACAAGAUGAUUUGAAAAGAGAUGCUGCUAAACAAAAAGAGUUAGAGAAAAAGAUUGAAGAACAUACCGAAGCAUUUGAACAGUUGCGAGUUCAGAUUGAUGAACAUAAUAAACACUAUUAUGAGUUGAAGAAAAAGAAGGAUCACUUUCAAACUAUUCGAAAUGAUAUUUGGAAAAAAGAAACACAAGUUACGCAGACUAUGUCGGGAAAUAAAGAAGAGCUGGCAAAGGCGGAUCAAGCAUUGCGUUCAAUGGCAGGGAAGCCCAUACUUAAUGGACGCGAUUCAGUUCGGAAAGUUCUCGAGAGUUUCCUUGAACGUGGUGGUCAAUAUGCGGAUAUUUCCAAUGCUUAUUACGGCCCAGUGAUUGAGAAUUUCAACUGCGAUAAAUCUAUUUACACAGCCGUAGAAGUUACAGCUGGUAAUAGAUUAUUUCACCAUAUUGUUGAAUCCGAUCGUGUGGGAACUCAAAUUCUCAAGGAAAUGAAUAAACUCAAACUUCCGGGUGAGGUAACUUUUAUGCCAUUGAACCGUUUACAGGUUCGUAUACAUGAUUACCCAGAGGAUCCAGAUUCAAUCCCAAUGAUUUCCAAACUAAAGUACGAAGAACAAUACGACAAGGCAUUAAGAUAUAUCUUUGGCAAAACCCUCAUUUGUCGAAAUCUAGAACGUGCUACUGAAUUGGCAAAAAGUACGGGAUUAGAUUGUGUUACAUUAGAAGGCGAUCAAGUUUCAUCCAAAGGUUGUCUCACUGGAGGAUAUUUCAAUACUUCGCGAUCUAGAUUGGAAAUGCAGAAGAAAAGAUCCGAAUAUUUGCAAAUGAUUGAAGACUUAGAUAAGGAAUUAAGCGAGUUUAGAACCGAAUUAAAACAAACAGAAACAAAUAUAAACAGCGUGGUUUCAGAAAUGCAGAAAACUGAAACAAAGCAAGGAAAAUCAAAAGAUGCGUUCGAAAAAAUUCAGGCGGAUAUACGUUUGAUGAAAGACGAAUUAACUAGAAUCGAACGUUUCAGAAAUCCAAAAGAACGCUCCUUGGCACAGUGUAAAGCUAACUUGGAAGCAAUGAACAGCACAAAAGAUGGAUUGGAGAAUGAACUGCAUCAAGAAUUGAUGUCUCAGCUAUCCGUACAAGACCAACAUGAAGUAGAUCAACUAAAUGAUGAAAUUCGAAGAUUGAAUCAAGAGAAUAAAGAGGCAUUUACAGCACGUAUGAGCUUGGAGGUUACAAAAAAUAAGUUAGAAAACUUGCUGACUAACAAUUUGUUUCGACGCAAAGACGAACUGGUACAAGCACUCCAAGAAAUAUCAGUUGAAGAUCGCAAGCGUCAACUGAAUAAUUGCCGCAAUGAGUUAUCUUCGACCGAUAAACGAAUUAAAAAAGUUUUAACCGAUUUGGAUGAAAUUGACAAAAAGGUAAACGAAGCUGUAAAACAACAAAAGCUUCUUCAAAAAGAGCUUGAAACCUGUAUGCAAAAAGAGAAAGAAGCCCAAGAAAAAAUGGAGGAAGAUUCAAAGCGCAUGGAAAAAUGGGCGGCGAGAGAAAAUUUGCUCCAUCAGAAAAUAGAAGAAUGCACAGAUAAAAUUGCGAGCCUAGGUGCCUUACCACAAGUUGACCCAUCAUACCAACGAAUGUCACUGAAACAGGGUAUGAUUUUGUUCUAUGGACUUCCGCAAGCGGGCUCCCAGCAACAACUCCCAGUGCAACUUUUGUUUUCGAUGAUACAAGUGCGACCCUGAUUUGCCCUUUGUCGAGUAUGCGGAAAUAUGCUACAGCCGCAUAAGCUUGCUCGCUGGCAUCUACAAAUACAUGCAGCUCCAAGGACUUGUAACUGUCGAUGUCGUAUCCUGGAAAAUAGCAACGGGGUAUGCACAAUCCGUCCAUUUUCUUGAGCACUGAAAGCCAGUCCCACCAACGCAUUGCAAUCCCCUCUGGUAUCUUUUCAUCCCACGCAGUUUCUGCCCUCCAAACAUCCUGGAUAAGUAUCUUCCCGUGAACCACAAACGAAGCUACAAGACCCAGUGGAUCGUAUAUGCUCAUUACUACUUUCAGCAUUUCUCUUUUUGUAGGAAUCCGGUUAGCUUCCACCAGACCUUUAAUAACGUCGCAAAACUGCAUGGAGAAUGUGAAGACAUCUUCUUUUUGCAACCACGCUAUUCCCAAAACUCGAUUGAGUCCCGUCUCCUUUUCCGGUAACAGGGAUUUCGAUGGUUUUAAGUUCGUCUCUCCUAGUCUUCCGAGUACGCUUCGGUUGCUCGACAUCCAAUUUCUAAUAUGAAACCCUGCUCGCUUAUGCACUUCGAUUACUUCCAUCGCCACUGCCACCGCUUCUUCCGCUGUAUCGAAACUGUCCACGUAGUCAUCCACAUAAUGUCGUUUCAUGACAGCCGUGGCUCCUCUCGGUAGUUCCAACUCUUGCUCCGAGGCAUUCAGGUUUUUGAUGUACUGAGAGUGCGCUGGAGAGCAGGCCGCUCCGAAUAUUGCCACGCCAGAUACCAUGAUGUUCAUCGGCAAAUCCGGUGAAUCUCGAUACGGAAACAGCAACGCACUACGGUCUUCCUCGCGAAUCAAUAUCUGCAAAAACAUCUCCUUCACGUCUGCUGAUACAGCCACUUCCCGCUCUCGGUACGGAAACAAUACUGAGAGUAGCGGUGUCAUGAGAUCCGGUCCUUUCAGAAGCACUGAGUUUAAGGAUACGCCUUCAACUUUUGACGCCGCAUCCCAAAUAACUCUGACCUUUCCUGGUUUCUUCUUAUUCAUUACGACUCCGAUAGGAAGGAACCAGGUGCGUCGUAGAUCGAAACUAUCCAAUUCUUUCGCAGUUGCCUCGUGAAUGUAGCCUUUCGCUAUAAAAUCCGCUAUCUGAUGACGAGCGCUUUCAUAUAACUCCGGGCUUCGAGCUAAACGCUUUUCCAGGCACUUGAAACGAUGUUCCGCCAUUGGUCUGCUGUCCGGAAACUCAAUGUAGUCGUGCUUCCAAAGUAAUCCUGUCUCAAACUUACUACAGCUGGUUCGACGAGUGGUUUCUUCGAGAAUCUUGUACGCUCGUUGCUCGUUGCACUCCUUUAACCGCUGGAACCACUGCUACACCUAGGCUUUCAACAUCGAAAAAGUGGCGGACGUACUCGUGAAGGUCUACAUCCGAUUGCGCUUCACACAUAUGUAGCUGUCGACGAGGAAUGCCUACUUCUGAUUUCCGUAGAUUUCCACAUACUGUCCAACCGAUCCUAGUCUUAGUUGCGAUCGGCUCAUUCGACCUUCCAUCUCGAAGCUUCAAGGUAGCUAGUAGGUGGGAACUACUAAGUCCUAUCAAUAUUCCUGGUACAGCGGAUUUGUAGUUUUUCACCGGAAGUUUACUAAGGUGGACGAAUCUUGUUGCGAGUUCUUCGAAAUUCAACGUUUGUUGAGGGAGUCCCAAGCUGUUCACCGUGUACGCCUGCGAUACCUUGAACCGUUUUUUUUCCCAGCUCCCGAAAUUUUCAAGUUUACUACCUCCGACCCUGCUAUAUUCUUGGUAACACCUCCAGUCCAUUGCAGACACAACGAUUCUAUCCUGCCUUGAACCCCUAUCUUCUCUGCGAUUGUUCUUUCGACGAGUGUCACCGAGGAUUAAUCAUCCAGGAAUGCAAACGUGUCAACUUGUCCUUGUCCAACUUGUCGGAACAGCGUCGAUGAUGUAAGUUGAUGAUGUAUCGUAACUACCGCACUCGUAGAUUCUUUGUUCGAUUUCGACUCGACUCGACUCGACUGUGGCUCAAAGUGCAGAAGACGAUGAUGCCGUUUCGGGCAUUCAUUAAUACUACAUACCUCGCCCUUACACGGCCAACGUGCGUGCGAAGUGAGACAUCGUGCACAAAGCUUAUGUGCUUUGACCGAUUUCCAGCGAGCGUCCAAAUCUAAUACUUUGAAGGCUGCACAACUUCCAAUUUGGUGACCGGCUACAUUGCACAUUGGACAGAAUUUGCUGCUCGAAUUUGUUUGCUUCGAUUGCUGUGGUUCUUCCGAUGAUUUCUCCGGGUUUCUCGUUCUAGUUGGCUCUUCACGGUACUUUGACUGCUUCGGUUCAGAUAUCAUGUAUGUGUUAACGUAUGAUUUUUGCUUAGGUUUACUUCCGUCUUCUUUUACAGCUUUUGAUGAAAUGCUGACAAGCUGGGUCACGCCACUUGCGGCUGACGAUAUUUUUGCCAUGUAACCGCUGAACACAUUUAGGUCUACUACUGGAACUUGUUCCUGAUAAAGCGCCCAACUGAAUUUUGCCGUUGCUGGUAACUUGUCGACGAGUUCCUGAAGCAGAAUGGGAUUGGACAAGUGCCUUUCCAACCCGACUGCUUUCAAAUGACCACAAAGAUUUUGCACAACCAGUCCGAAACUCACCAGGGUUUCCAAUCGAUCUCCUCUAGGAGCGGGUGUUGAUCGUACCUUAGCGAUCAUAUUGUUCACGAUCUGUUCCGGACGGUCAUACAACUGUUGGAGCGUGGAAAUAAUCUCAGGUACCGUUGACGGGUGCAACAAGAAGCUGCUGACUGCAUCCUUAGCGGCCCCUUUAAGACUGCGUUGCAACCGUAGAAGGUUUUCUGCGUGGGAGUAGCCACAUAUCUCCGUCGAGUGCUGGUAGCUACUAAUAAAAAGCGGUCAAUCUACCGGAUCUCCAGAAAAGACUGGCAGUUCCUUGGUGACCACUUGUCUGGCUGCUAAUUGCUGAGAAGAUGGCCCUGUAUACCCAACUGUUGGAUUCGGAACACCUUGGUUUGGGAACAACUCAGGAUGAAUUUGCGGAACCCCCGUAUCCCCUCUAAUCUUCUGUGGCUUAUUCGAAAAAAAGUCAUUCACAUAGGACAGAGGAGGUGGUGGAAGAGGAGGACUUCGAUACUGACUGUUCCCUAUCAUAUCACAAAUCCUAGUCUUUUUAUCAACAUUUUGUGUAACUAACGGUGGGCUAGUGUAGCCACUUACCGAAGACUGUUUAUCGUUAAACUCAUGACAUACGUUCUGCAUCUGGUGGAACUCGUCUCGUAAAGCCCAGUAGUCCUUCUCCGCCUUAGUUCGCAGUCGCAUCUCAUCCUGAUUCUGUUGACUAGCAGCCGCUAAUUUGGACUGCAAAUGUUGUUCAUUCGCCCGCAGCCGUUGUAUCUCUCUCGCUAGGUCACUGUUCUGUUUCUGCAAUGUAGCAUAAUCCUUCUUGAGUUGCUCGAGUUGUUGUCGCAGAAAACAUUCCGCUUCUUGUAGUUUCUUCAUCUCCUCUGCGUGUCUGAUUUCAGUGUACUUUAUGGUAUCUUGCACUGCCGUUAACUGAAGUCCACGACUGUUCAGCUGAUUGCGAAGAGUUGUUUCUGAUUAUUUUCUCCGCUUCAGUUCAUCGACGUGCUGAACUUCCAAUAUUUUUAUUUUCUCGAUCAAUUCCAAUUCUCGCUCCCGACUUGUAGCAAUGUCCAACUCAUGCUUCAACUUUAACUCCUGGACAUAUUCCGCGAUUCGCUGCAACUCAGUGGCAUGUUGCUUAUGAAUCCCAGCGAUUUCGGAACACAAUUUUUCUUGCGUAACAAUCCGACUCGCUUUAGGAUCUGUCCCGGUUCGAGAAACAACGUCCUCUACCUCGAGAAGAUCUUCAAAGGGCUUCAGAUCGACAAAUGGCAUGUCAAAUUGAUUCUUAUGCUGGCUAAUCUGAGCGAUGGCCAAUCCGCUAGCGUUCUCGGGCGAAUGCGCUAAUUCUUCACCUACCGUGCGGCUUUCCAACGUACCAAGGGUUGAUUCUACCUCUAACCGCUUAUCAUCUUUUGGGGUCGAAGAGCAGUGUACAGCUUUGGGAAUGCCAAAUGCAUUUUGAGAUACGCUAGUAUCCACAGACGUUGAUGUAGGUGUCUGUCUUCACCCAUUCUUCCGUCCUCCUCGCACUUCCCUGGCUACUCCGUAAACUACGUAUGCUUCUUGCCUCUUCAUCGUCUCGUCGACGCAGCAACUCAUGCUUUCGCUCGAUGAAUUGCUUGCCUCGUUCAAGCUUUUCCUGACGCCUUUUCCUUCGCAAUUCGUUCCAUACUUAGUUCAUCCACAAGUCGGCGUUCUUCCUCCAGACGGUCCAAAUCACGGUUGAUUCUGGCUCUGCGAAUGCUAGAUGUACUUGAUAUCCCACUAACGAUACUCGGUGCUGGAUCAGGAAUUCGAGGAACGCAUGCCGUACAUGAGAAACUUGUUGAACGUACCGUAGCAAUGUUGACGUUGGCACACGAGAAAUGGUACCACCGAUUGCAGUUCUGGCAUUCAACCAUGAACCGUUCCGCAUCAUUCGAACGAUCGCAACCAUUGCAAUCAUGAUUUUCUCCGCCAAAGUGGUCUUCAAUAGAAGCCUCGAAUGAAUCUCUCGAGCGGAUCGAUAUCGGAUCAUCUUCAUAAUUCUGGAGGGGAGCAUUUGCCUGCUCCAUAGCUCUCGUUCUCGAACGCGUUUGCCGGACAUUCGACUGGAAUUCCAUGACUAUUCGGAUAAAUUCUUGAAGAAUUUGUUGAGACAGAUUUAUCGGAGUUCUCCCAGUGAAUAAAAACAGCUCUUUUCCGAGUGUUAAUCAGCUUCAAGCUACAAUUUAAUUCAUGAAAUAAAGGUUCACAAUAAUGUAUCGAAACAACUUACAAUUUAGUCUCCGAUUGUAGUAACAAAUUAAAGAAUCCAAAAAGUACUUAUUUCAGCAAAGUUUUCUAGUCUCGUCAGAUUUAGAAAUAUAUAUAUAUUGUUUACAAUUCUUCGUUUAACUCUUCUUUCUCAUUCCUCUUCCUCGCUUAUCAUCACCUCUGACAGUUGUAGUUUAGGGUUUAGCCGUUAGUGGGUGAUGGUGCGUAAGUAUCGUUUUUGAGGAGCUGUUUCGGCGAACACCAUGUGUUGUUUUGCAAUAGGACAUGUAGGCCGCCGCUUAAGCCGUACCGUUUUCGAAGGUCCGCAGUUCGAAUGCAUUACAUUAGAAUAUACCCCACUGUCAGGCGGGUGCCGCAACAGGUGGGGACGCUUCUUUCCUCGGGAGAAGUUAGGGAUCAGUGACGUAUGGUCGAUACGAAGACAUGAGCGAAUUCAUUGUUUUGGAUCUGGCCUUCUACUUGCCGGUUGAUGCCUUAAUUUUACCGCAAGUCCUUUUUCCGAUUCCAUUCAGCCCCCCGAGCGAGUAGAAUGGAAGGUUCGCUCUUCUAAUGAGGUUCUUACCAGGUAUACCCAUACUGGUAAUGGAGCCUAUUCGUCCUUCAUUAGCAAGUCGGUUGGCUUCCUCGUUCCCAGUGUAACCCGAAAUCCAACAAAGGGUCAUUCUAUUACCCCUCAUUUGCACUUUAAUUUUUUGAAUGAUGGGAUUUUUAAUUUUCCCACUCUACAGCCUUAAGGACACUGCCGAGUCCGAACAAAUAACCACGCUAUUAGUAUUUGUGAUGAGCUCUAAUGUCAACGUAAUGGCGAGAGCUCCACACGAGAAACUCAUUGCACAAUGGUCCAGGAGGUGCAUUUAAAUGGAAAUUAGCAUCUAGAGCUCGACAGUUAUUCUCUAGACAAAAACUGUCUUCGACAAAGUUGUUGCAUAUGAUAGAGCGCUUCUUUUGAUGUUGUCAAAAAUAGGAUGACCAACAUUUACGAUGAAAUAAAAAUUCUAACUUUCUUAUCUUUAUAGAUAGAGGUAAACGUAGUUCUACAAUGUUAUUGAGGAAAACUUUUUAGAACAAAGUUUUUUUUCUAUCUCUUGAAAUAACCGAUAUAGCGCUUUUUUCUCUGUUGCGUUAGAGUCACCAUGAAAAAAACGUUUUUUUUGCUCAUAACUUUUAUAUUGCAAAUUUCACAUACGAACUGUCUUCAGAAGACUUUGAGAGCUUGCUGAGAUAAACAUUUUGCGAUGCAGAACUUGUCAAUAUCUCAACCCUACUCAAAGUUAUUGAUAUUUCUUCCCAAAAAAUAAUAUUCUCUUCAUUCGCUUGUAAUUCUUUUUGGGGCAAACAUAAAAAAUGUUCGUUGACGGCAUUUGAAAGAGCAUACUUGAGUCCACAUAAUGUGAGAUUUCCAAAAUUAUGUUAUUUUUUGUAUUUGAGUUAACUAAAAUUGAUAUCAGGAGUUUUUGGGUGAAAACCCAUCAAUAACUUUGAGUAGUAUCAAGGUAUUGACAAGUCCUGCAUCGCAAAAUGUUGGUCAUGAUAAGCUCUAAAAGUCGUCCAAAUGCAAUUUUGAUGCAGAGGUUGAAAUAUAAAAGCAAAAAACCCAUUUGUUUCAUGGUGACCGCAACGCAACUUAGAUAGAAAGCGCUAUAAAAAACUUUACGGAAGAUCUUUAUUCUCUAGACAAAAAUUGUCUUCGACAAAGUUGUUACAUGGUACAGUGGUACAAUGCUCCUACAGAAGAAGAUGUUGUUACAUAUGAUAAGGCGCGCAUUUUCAUGUCAUCAAAAAUAGGGUGACCAAAAUUUUGGAUGAAAUAAAAAAUCACACUUUCUUAUCUUUAUAGAUAGAGGCGAAUAUAGUUCGACAAUAUUUCAUUAGGAUAACCAUGAAAGAACAAGGAACGACUUUUAGAGCUUAUCAAGACAAAUGUUUUACGAUGCAGAACCUGUCAAUAUCUAAAUCUUACGUGAAGUUAUUGAUGCUUCUUCACAUAUGAUGGAACGGCAAUCGUGGAACUUUUUUGAAAUAGAUUAUAUUAUAUAGGAAUAGAUUCUGAUGUGAAUCUCCUGUAUGGGAUUUCGAAUUUUUUGAUUCAUCACUGGUUACCAGACUGUAAAGCGAGUUAUCGCUUAUCUCCAGUAUAAAAUGAGACAAUCCGGCUCUGUAAUAUUUGCGUCUGCCUCAAAUGAGUGAUAGGCCAUCUUGUGAGAUGCGUAACCAGUGGCGUUGAGUGAAGCUUCCGCACCCAGGGCGGUAGAGUCGAUUCUGCAGAUCCAUUGAAUAACUUUGAUUGCAUCUAUACCACUUGUAGAACAAUUAAGCAUCGAGAGAGAAAAUAGCUGCCAUUUUUCUGUCAAGAAUGCAAACAGUGAGGGAACAAAAUUGAAUCGCAAUUGAUAAUAGGAAAAAUAAACUAACUUUGGAUAACCUGGACGGAGCGUCUUUUGACGUAGAACUUCGUCUGCUGUGGCAAAUUUUCAGUCUCGCUCUAUACUCAAAGCAACGAACAUCGCUGUCUUGUUCUGCGUCAUCACAUGACUUUUCCCUUGACCUGUGGAUGCGACCAAAUUACUCACUCGCUGAGCCAGUUAUUGCAUCAAACUGACGCCAUGCCGUUAAUGUUCUGAGCUACAAAAUUGUGUGGGAAAUCGUCAUGCUAGGUCAUCGUUGGCUCACCAAUAAAAUGAACAUCGUUCUGAAAUUUUGUGUGUAAAUGGGUUUGAGUGCCAAUGGCAAGGUUUUUUCCACUAAGGAUGGUAGCUAUGCCAAUCUUGGGCAUUAGAAAGUAAUGCAAUUCUUUUCUGUUGAACGAACGAGAGUUAUGUCCACGAGUGAAAAUAAACUAACACCGGAAAAACGUUUUAAUAAUGAUUUUAUUUAAACGAUCUAUAUAUGUCGGUAGUUUCAAUUCAAGUGAAAAGUUUAAUAAAAAAUGGCUGUUGCAGUAGCGCGUGUAACUCAUUGUACACCUUCGAACAGAUACGAUGAAUAGAUGAUAGAUGAAUUUCAUGUCUAAAGACGACGCUCGUACACACAGCUCGUCGCGCGGAUGUCGUCUAUAGACGACACUCGUACACACAAGACGUUGCGCGGAUGUCGUGUAUAGACGACGCUCGUAACGAAAGGGUUAAAGGAUUUUUCUGACUUGCAAAUAUAUCAAGAGAUUGAUUAUAUUAAAAAUUAAAUAACUUCUUUGCUAAAUUUUCAUUCUAGCCUUAUUAAUUGGUUA
This is a messenger RNA of Toxorhynchites rutilus septentrionalis, 11388 nucleotides long. RefSeq names its product structural maintenance of chromosomes protein 3 (gene SMC3). The transcript is spliced from 7 exons. Gene Ontology annotation, biological process: mitotic sister chromatid cohesion. The record is from RefSeq and is a predicted model, not a curated record. Gene Ontology annotation, molecular function: cohesin loader activity; double-stranded DNA binding; protein binding. Gene Ontology annotation, cellular component: chromosome. Bases 266 to 3286 code for a protein of 1006 amino acids. NCBI's taxonomy places the organism in Eukaryota, Metazoa, Arthropoda, Insecta, Diptera, Culicidae.